UGCCCAAAAUAUCCACAAUACUCGAUGCACAUUUCUCACUAACAAACCAAAGAGCUCACUUGACAACAGGCGCAACUCAAGUACUUCCAUUCAAUUAACUAUUUACUCUUAAAUAUCUGAUUUGUGUUGAAAUUGAGCUUCAAAGCAUGACGGCUUUUACAUCAACUGCUCUACAAUAUUCAUCCACAUCAUAUUUACAAUCCUGGGUACCUUCUAUAGAAGGCACUCGUGAUCAUAAUUCAUGGUGUGUAAGAGUGAGAUCAUACAAACCCACUUCUCAAAGAUUUCACCAACAGAACAUUGCAAGAGGACUAACAAUCCAGAGUGCGGCCACAAAACAAGCGAAAACACCAGCUGAAGAAGAGUGGAAGGUUAAGCGAGAAUUACUGCUGCAGAAAAGGGUAAAAAGUGUGGAACCAAAGGAAGCUCUGCGCCUUCAGAAAGAAAAUAAAUUUGUGAUUCUUGAUGUAAGGCCAGAAGCAGAGUUCAAGGAGGCUCAUCCCGCAGAUGCAAUUAAUGUGCAAAUAUACAGGCUUAUAAAAGAAUGGACAGCCUGGGACAUUGCUAGACGUGCUGCAUUUGCAUUUUUUGGUAUUUUCUCUGGAACAGAAGAGAACCCCGAGUUUAUCAAGUCUAUUGAGGAAAAAUUAGAUAAAAAUGCAAAGAUAAUAGUAGCUUGCUCAGCAGGAGGAACAAUGAAACCAACACAAAAUCUGCCUGAAGGUCAACAAUCUAGGUCUCUAAUAGCAGCUUACUUGUUGGUCCUAAAUGGUUACGCCAAUGUCUUCCAUCUAGAAGGUGGGCUUUACAGGUGGUUUAAAGAGGAUCUGCCAACUGUUUCAGAGGAGUGAAUUCAUUGCUAACAUUGUGCAUGCAGAGAAUCCUGGACCUAGUUUUGACCAUAAUGAGGAUGCUGAUAAAUGCAUACAAAUGUAAUCAUUGAACUGGUGUAAAAAGUUAGUAUGAGAAAAAAUGCCGUGUUACAUUUUCUAAA
Vicia villosa (hairy vetch) is the source of this 994-nucleotide messenger RNA. RefSeq names its product rhodanese-like domain-containing protein 14, chloroplastic. The coding region runs from base 147 to 851 and encodes 234 amino acids. The transcript has 6 exons. Lineage: Eukaryota; Viridiplantae; Streptophyta; Magnoliopsida; Fabales; Fabaceae. The record is from RefSeq and is a predicted model, not a curated record. Gene Ontology annotation, cellular component: chloroplast.